Aspergillus nidulans FGSC A4 is the source of this 3311-nucleotide messenger RNA. It is a transcript of the gene rim8, whose product is annotated as protein palF. The coding region runs from base 829 to 3156 and encodes 775 amino acids. NCBI's taxonomy places the organism in Eukaryota, Fungi, Ascomycota, Eurotiomycetes, Eurotiales, Aspergillaceae. The transcript is spliced from 2 exons. The record is from RefSeq and is a predicted model, not a curated record.
CUCUCCCAACUCUCUUGCUACCUUACCCUUGACCUUCACCCUCGCGUCUUUCAUCCUGCCAUUCACUUCCCUCCUCGUGCUGCCCUUUGCGCUGCAGCCAUCGGCCUAGACCCCUCUUUCUCGAGUCGACAGCACGUUCUCCGCCCGUUCCCGACGCUUGCCUCCCCCCUCUCCUCCGCAUCACGUCUCAGUGUCUUCGUGCUCGUCUCGACCUACAACCGAUCGAUUUUCUUGGUCUUGCCCUUGAGCAAGGAACUACUACGACUGCCACCACUCUCUGUUCAGUCAGAACCUCGCGUGAAAUAAUGCCGAACCAUCAUCUCGACUCCUGAUACCCAUCGCCUUCCCUUCGUCUCCGUGCAUUCCUCCGUCCGUCCCCUCCUUUCGCUGGUCGUUGCGUGGGACUGUCUUUAAUUACAUCGUCUUGUAGGCGAACCUGGGUUGCGUCGCGCAGAAUAAAGCAGAAUAAAGCCUCGAGGCAGAGACUCGCAUCCCAGUGCUUGUGCUCGGAUCACGGCUUUGCGCCCGACGGCUAGAUCAGGUUCGACCUGCCGGUGGAUUGUUGGAACGGAGAAUUUUGACCUGCGUCGCCUCCAUUCCUCCUCCUUCGCGCUCUCGCUUCCCGUCCCCAGAGCCCCUUGCCUCGCCGCGUUUUUAUCGACGGUCCUAGCAUUGGCGUUUCGUCACUGGGUUGAAUCCAACCGAAGGUUGUCGCCGACAGGAUUACCUGCGUUCAUACAUCGCUUUAUUUCUAUCUGCCAUCCUUUCAAAUAUACAAUCACUCCUGUACUAUCUUCUCGGUGAUACUGUGAGACCCUUUACUCCUUCAUGGUUAGGGCGACGUGUUCAUGUGUCAUGUCCGUCAAUCCUCUCUCCGCCCAAACCUCUGCUUCGCCGCUCAGUCGGAAUCGGUCCUCUCUUCUGUCCAAAUUCCGGACGCAGCUCGGUCAGCGCAAUCGCGCUAUAACUGAUUUCUAUAUUGAGCCCGAUGACCCUUGGCGUUCCUAUUUUCCCGGCGAUGUUAUAAAAGGGACGGUGUCUCUCACGGUCGUUCGGCCUGUUCGCAUAACACAUUUGGUUAUCUCUUUGCACGGCAUUGUCAAAGUCUUCAAGAACAAUGUUCCAGCUGGUGAAACUCCCCCGGAUGUGGGGUCCUUGGGUCCUGGGCGCGGGCGCCGAGGCGCUGAGUAUUUGGGUAACGGCGUCGCAACAUUGUUUGAAGAUGAGGUGGUACUUUGUGGGGAAGGUCGUCUCAAGGAAGGGAUUUACAAGUUUCGUUUUGAGAUGUCCUUUCCACCAUACCCAUUACCUAGCAGCAUCAGCUUCGAGAGGGGCACCAUUUCUUACAUGCUUACGUCCACCUUGACCAAACCUACAACUAUGAACCCGACAUUAUCAUGCCGAAGACGCAUAAACUUACUGGAAAACAUUGAUAUUGCGGCCUUUCCGGCGCCCAAGCCUCGAGUGGUAACUCUUGAACCUAUUUCCAAGCGCUCGAAGCCGAAAGGAAAGACCAAGGCGGCAGGAUUCGAUGCUCCUGACACGGCCUCAUUAGAGCCAUCGGCAAGUGGAGGAAUCACUGUCCCAGAGCAUCGCCCUCCGCUCAGUCCGGCACCUAGCAAUGUUAGCUCGUCUAGUCGCCUCAGCAACAGCAGCCAGAGUUUUCAGAUCGUGACGGAUCCAGGGUCGACCGCUAGUAGCGGUGUUCGCAAUAGCGAAGCCCGGAGCAACACGCCUUCUGUGACCGAUGGAAUAAUCACCGCCAAGGCUGAAGUUCUGCGCGCUGGCGUGCUACCCGGUGACACAUUGCCCAUAAAGAUAACCAUUAACCACACAAAACAAGUGCGCAGCGCGCAUGGGAUCAUCAUAACUCUCUAUCGAUCCGGCCGUAUCGACCUUCACCCUGCUAUCCCGAUGGGAUCUACCGCGAAUGGAAAGAAGCCAAUCUACGAAGACUAUUAUCCCCGUUCUAGAACUGGCCUGGGGGGUCUUACCCUUGGUACUUCCCGUGCCAGCAGCGUAUUUCGGAAAGAUCUGUCACAGACCUUUGCGCCUCUCAUUGUGGAUCCGACGACUUUGACAGCUGAUAUCAAGACUUCAAUCCGCAUACCUGAAGAUGCUUUCCCGACAAUUACCCGCACACCAGGUAGCAUGAUCAACUUCCGUUAUUAUGUUGAAGUGGUUGUCGAUCUGCGCGGCAAGCUGACUUCUCCGGAGCGUUUUCUUCCGCGGUUUAACCUAGUUUCUUCAGGGCGCAACUUCUCCUCAAAUGGGAAGAUUGUGCACCCUGCCGAUACGAAUGGAAGCGCGAUCACAGCCAACUGGGGUGACAACAUUCUAGACACGGAUCAAAUACGUCGUGAAAAGGGAGUUGUUGCUGUGAUUUUCGAGGUGGUCAUUGGGACCCAAGAUACACAGAGGCGCAAGAGUGAAGCCCGGCGCAUGUCAUCUACGGCGGAGGAAGCAGAGUUCCAGCAGCCCGUAGAAAACUCCGUUGAUGGAGAUUACGCUGGCCACGACUACCAGGGCAGCAUGGCGGGCCCAGAGCCCGGCUAUGCUCCGCUAGAGAACACUGCAUAUGGACCUGAUCAAAUUCGUUGGCCAGAUUAUCCAGAGCAGUCGGAGCAUGAGCAUUAUCCUUUCCAGCCGGGGACGCUUCCCAGUCCUCAGCCGGAUGAGCCUAUGGACGAAAAGGCACGAUUACGGCGUGCUGAACAGACGCUCUUGCCUAGUCAACCUCCGUGCGACCCGGAGGCCGGGCCCUCAUCAGCGGUGGAAGCUGCAAUGCCUACCGCUCCUGUGCUCCCUGAAGAUGACCACUUGAACGAUUAUCACCACCUUCCGUCAACAACUGUGAAUGGUAUGACUGGAAUGGCGCCAGCACUCAUGUCAGCGGAGUCUGUGCAAACAGUCAUUGCAGGAAGCAGUUCCGCACCUCUCACUAGUCCCUCAAGACCCAGUGAAGAGGAUAAACAGGAGUUGGAGCGCCAGCGGUUAAUGAUGGAAGCCAGUGCGCCAGGUGACCCGGAUGCACGUCAUAACGACCGCGCGGAUGAUGGGCCUAGUGCGCCCAUUUUCCAUGACGAUGACGAUGAUCAGCAGCUAGUUGGAGGGGCUGCAAAUGGGGACGAGCUAUUACCGCGGUAUCAACGUUGAUAUCGCGAUUAACCUCUCUCAUCUCGAAUUGAUUUGCUAUGCAUUGCGAUUGGAUUCAGCGGAGAUACCACAUUUGUUAUACUUAGUCAAUUCUUAUACCACAUUGAGCUUGUACAAGCCAUCUAUGUAUUAUCUACUGGCAUAUCAUUGAUUUC